Spinacia oleracea (spinach) is the source of this 1648-nucleotide messenger RNA. RefSeq names its product tyrosine aminotransferase. The record is from RefSeq and is a predicted model, not a curated record. Lineage: Eukaryota; Viridiplantae; Streptophyta; Magnoliopsida; Caryophyllales; Amaranthaceae. Gene Ontology annotation, molecular function: L-tyrosine:2-oxoglutarate transaminase activity; pyridoxal phosphate binding. Gene Ontology annotation, biological process: biosynthetic process; L-tyrosine catabolic process. The transcript has 7 exons. Bases 168 to 1436 code for a protein of 422 amino acids.
GGAUUCAUUUUGGACAUAAGCGAAAACUCCAGACACCUCUACUAGUUUUAUUUUUUUGCAAAUUAGUAGUAAUCAUCACCUAAAAAAGCAAUUAAAGUCCCAAUAAUACACCCAGCCAGCUUAGAAUCUGAGAUCCCCUUGAAAAAUAAAAACUAAAAAGCGUCGAUAUGGAAAACAAUGGAAGCAAGUUGUGGAGAUUGAACAAGGAAGAGAAAAAAGAAGAAGUGAAAUCAGGGAAAGCAUUAACAAUAAGAAUAGCUUUAAGUUUGUUAUUUGGAAACAUUGAUUCAAAUGAUGAGCGUCAAGUAGUUCCAAUGGGUCACGGUGAUCCUUCGCCUUUCAAUUGCUUUCGUACUUCCGUUGCGGCGGAGGAUGCUGUUGUUGAUACUCUCCGCUCCGCCACCUUUAAUGGCUACGCCCCCUUCUACGGCCAACCCCCCGCCAGAGAGGCAAUAGCAGAAUAUAUAUCGAAAGAUGUUCCUUACAAAGUAUCAAGAGAUGAUGUAUACUUAACUCUUGGUUGCAAACAUGGAAUUCAAAUAGCAUUAACUGGUCUUUCAACUCCUGGUUGCAACAUUCUACUGCCAAGGCCAACUUUUGCGAUGUAUGAUGCAGUUGCUGCAUAUACAGGUCUUGAAGUCCGAAAGUAUCAUCUUAUUCCAGAAAAUGGAUGGGAAAUUGAUAUAAACUCAGUUGAAGCUCUAACAGAUAACAAUACUGUUGCUAUUGUUGUAAUAAACCCUGGUAAUCCUAGCGGAAGUGUCUACACUCGCCAACAUUUACAGAAGGUUGCAGAAACUGCAAGAAAGCUUGGGUUACUUGUGAUUUCUGACGAGGUGUAUGAACACAUUACUUUCGGUAACAAUCCAUUUGUUCGGAUGGGAGAAUUUGCGUCCAUUGUUCCUGUUCUUACACUUGGGUCCUUCUCUAAGAGGUGGCUUGUUCCUGGCUGGCGACUUGGUUGGCUUGUCACCACUGAUCCUACUGGCUUCUUACAAAAAUCUCAGUUUAUGGAGCGCGUUAAAGAAUUUAUCAGCAUAAGUCCUGAACCCCCAACAUUCAUUCAGGCGGCAGUUCCUGAAAUCAUUGAGAAGACAGAAGAAGAGUUCUUUUCAAAAUGCAUCAAUGUGCUUGGACAAGAUGCAGAUAUUAUCUUUGAAAAACUUAAGGAGAUUCCUUGCAUUACAUGUCCAAAUAAACCAGAAGGUUCCAUGUUUAUAAUGGUCAAGUUAAAUGUGUCUAUGUUGAAUGACAUACAAGAUGAUGCUGAUUUUUGCUUAAAGCUCGCUAAACAAGAGAAAGUCAUCAUUCUACCUGGUUCUACUGUUGGAAUGGAAAACUGGAUUCGUAUAACAUUUGCACUUGAGCCAUCAAUUCUUGAAGAAGGUCUUGAAAGGAUGAAAGCCUUUUGUCAAAGGAAUGCAAAGGCACUUUGAGAUUCCUCUUUGGUUUGCAAGGAAUGAGAUGAUCUAUCAAUUGUUGUUUGUCUCAAGAUCUUUAUAACAUGGAUAACUUUAAUGUUCAAAUUCACCUCGUUUUCUAAUGUCAUAAUCCUUUUUUUUUCCUUUUUAAAGUGUCGUAGCACUUGUAUUAAUUAAGCACGCUAUGCAUGUAUUCUAUUUUAUAAAAAUACUACUCCCUCCGUUUC